GACAGACAGAGCGACGCAGCUGGAGAGGGGCAGACACUCAGACAAGCAGUACGCUGCUCGCUGUCCCCUGUCCACUACUCUCUCCAGUAGCUAAGUCCAUAGUCAAGUAACCAGAGUAGCCACACGCAGCAGCACCAUGGCAAGCGCACCAGCACCAGCCUACCUCACCGUCAGGCACAUCCCACCCUCGCCCAGGUCAUCGACCGCUGCUGCUGCUUCACAGGGAUACAUGCAACAAGCAGCAGCAGACACCAUCACGCGUCCUCGCACUGCACCCCGUCUCAUCGAGCAGGCACCGCGUUCAGGCGACAUCCUCGCACACAAGCAGACACCGCCCUCACAGAGACUCACGGGAGCACCGUCGUAUAUGACCACCUCCUCGCCCUAUACCCAUGCAGCUGGAGAUGCUGCCGGUAAAGAAGGCAGUGCUGGGACACCUGCGCUUGUACUACCUGUCAAUCCGCGUCAUGUACGCGGUGGAAGUAUCUCGAAUGAUACACUAUCAACGUCUUCCUCCUCAACAUCCUCGCACAGCGUCAACUCCGCAAACAGCGUUGCAUCCCUGCCUGCACAACUACCAGGAUCUCCUCGAGACAAGGAAAAGGGUACCUCAUCGUGCCUCGAUCAAAUGAUCCCGUUGCAAGAAUGCGCAGACUCCAUGCUCGUUCCACUCCUACAUCGUCAUUUGGAGAUGCAAUCGCUCAUGGCGUGCAACAGCAAGUUAUUCGAAGGCAUGGCACAGUGUGUCGGCGAACACGCUUGGGAACAAUGCCGUCAUCUCUGGACACAAGUCACACGGCAAGAGUGUGGAGACAUGCAAUGGCUGUACAAGACGCGUGACUUGCUACAAAACGGAGGCGGUAUGUCUGCCGUUUCAACACCCCAGAAUAGCGUCUUUCCAGCAUCACCCUCACCUACCAAAUCAGCUUCGUUUGGGUCAACGCGUGGCUCGGCGGAUUGUGUGGGGAAGCAUCAUUGGGCUGCUUUUUGCGACGUCGUUGGCUUUGAUCCGAAUGAAGUCUUGACGGAGGAUGCAUCUGGCUUGAGUGAUACAGCUACGCAAAGUGAAGGCGAUGAUCUGUCCAGACCAAACUCUUCUGCAUCGUACCUCUCGACCUCAACAAGGAAUGGCGAUGGCAAACCUUCAGCAAGUCACUCGAGGCAACACAGUGAUUCUGGACGUCUACGUGUCAGAGAGACGAUCCCCGAAGAAGACUAAGCUCUUCCCAACCUUAUUCAACCCUUUUUUCAUUUUCUCUACGCUGCGAUGGCCUCUACGCGAUGCAUUAUUUCAGCUCGUCUUUAUGCUCUCAUUUAUCUUCUCAAUGCUGCAGUUCAUGUCUAUAGACUUAGCCAGCACAUAACUGUCUCUCUGUUUCUGCUGGGAAUACUUGUGACUGUUGCUUUCCCCGGAUGCGGAACUUGCCAAGCCCGACCCAGACCAUUCACCUCUUCAAGUCUCUUGCACGGACAGGAUUGUACUUAUCUAGUAAGCCG
Messenger RNA from Protomyces lactucae-debilis, 1497 nucleotides. RefSeq lists its product as uncharacterized. The record is from RefSeq and is a predicted model, not a curated record. NCBI's taxonomy places the organism in Eukaryota, Fungi, Ascomycota, Taphrinomycetes, Taphrinales, Protomycetaceae. Bases 137 to 1219 code for a protein of 360 amino acids. The transcript has a single exon.